UUAUUACUCGAGGACUACUUUCCUAUUUUAAUACUUUAAUACUCUAUGAAUCCUCUCAACUACCAAAUCACAACGUACAUAAGGACAUACUACAUCUGGGCAAUUGUUGAUAACUACGACCACCAUCACGAAAGUCUCUUCAUACUCAUACUCAUACUCAUACUCACACUCAUACUCCAUACUCUCCACACUCCACAAUCUACAAUCUACAAUCCACAAAUCCAUCACCACCUAUCAACCUUCCCCAACCAUCUUCAACUUUAUUCGUACUACACGAGACCCGUCGGUCAAGUCAUUCAACUUCAUAAACUGACUAAUACACCAACUUCCAUUUCAUCCGAGUAAUUAUUCCCUGGCCCAUACAAUCAUGGGGGAAUGAACAAGAGUUUCUUUCUAUAUUCUCAUGUUACAUAUAUGUUCAAUCAUAUAUAUUUUCAUACUCAUAACUGGCCUGACACCGAUUAUUGGUCAUCACGUCAAAUACACCCCGUACUGGUGGCGUUAGAUCUGCCCUUCCCCCGGCUCAGAAGAUGCCUCCACCCCCCAAGAAAAAGCCCGGAAAGGUUCGCAUCCCGGAUCACUUACGAAAAAGAGCCCUUGUCUCUUGCGAUCGCUGCAAACAGCGUAGAAUUCGUUGUUCACGAGUGGGUGAAGAACCCUGUCUGAAUUGUGUGGAAGCCAAUGUGAAUUGUGAAUGCACCCUUCCUCGAAAGACGAGAAUUUAUGGAAGUAUCGAAAGUCUUACUACCCGGUAUCGCGUUCUAGAUGCAUUAAUCAAAGGCUUGUUCCCUCAGAAGGAUACAAAUGAUAUCGACGUCCUAUACGAGAUUGCUGCAGCUCACGACAUAACUUUACCUGAUUUCACCGCCGAUAGUCCCGGUAGGCAUAUUAAUGAUGUCUUUGCCCAAUUCCCGAAGGCACUGGCAUCAUCACCGACUUAUUCCGAUCCUAGCCAGCGGACCAUGAAAGAUGAGCCAUCACCAACAGAGAAAUCAGUUACCUUACCCAGCUCACCACAAGAAGCCCUUGUUCCAACACCUUCGGGAGGAGAAUCGCAUUUCGUCGGACCCUCUUCAAGCUUUGGAUUUGCGCUCAGUUGUCGUAUGUUGGUAAAACCAUAUGCUGAUAACUUGAGGAUUGCUCAACCGAAUCAUUCAAAUUUACAGUUGAUGAUGGACUUUGCGAAUUCAAGAUGGAGUAAAGCCUUAGAACCAAAAGCUGCCGAAGAACGUCAAACGGCUCCUGGGCCGGCGGAUCUAGAGCGAGCGGCGCAUUUAUCUGGAAAUUAUCACGUGCCUCCAAUUGUUCCGGGAAAAGAUCCUUCGGAAAAGGAACCUCUAUGUUCACUCCUGCCCUCUCGAGAGAUUGCAGAUGUCCUUAUUAGGUCUUUCUUUGAUCGCGUUCAUCCAACUUUUAUGAUUUUCCACCGUCACUCUUUUGAACAGCGUUAUGACACGAUGUGGAGCCAACUUAAUGUUCAAGUACAAGAUUUCGAAUCCGGAUGGCUAUGUUCUGUUCUUAUGGUUCUAGUGCUCGGCGCUCAAGCUCUUGAGCCACACGAUGAUUUGUACAUUGAUUAUACUCAGAAUUAUAAAUCAUGGGUGCAAUCAAGGGCUUCUCAACUUCAGGUUUCAAGUACCUUGGUCAAUAUUCAAGCUCUACUCCUCUUACACUUGUAUUUACACAACAUAUCCGAACGUAAUUUAGCUUCUAUUAUGUUACGAGCUGCUUCCACCAUGGCCACGAUUCUUGGGAUGCAUAGAGAAGAGGGCAAUAACCGCAAUUCAAUCGAGAGUGAAUUACGACGUCGUAUAUGGUGGACAAUUUAUGUACUCGAACAAAACGCAUGCACGACACUGGGUAGGCCUUGUUUCAUCGAUGAUAAUGAGGUCUGUGUCGGAUUCCCCAAUGAAGAUCUACUCGAUGGCGGCGCCUGUGUGCCUAUGAAUUAUGUUGAGGAGUUGGUUCAUUUGACCAAACUCAUGGCGGAAACUAAUAGAAUGAUAUAUCCCCCUCGUUCAAUGCCGACCCCUUAUACAGACAAACAAAUGAUCAACAACGCCAACCGAUUAAUCAUGGAUUUGGAAACAUGGCACCAUCGUUUGCCGCUCCAUCUUCGUCUCGACUCUCAAACUCAAUCAGUUACCCACAUGCGAGCGAUUUACCUACUUCAUCUUCAAUUCCAUCAUACGCAAUCUCUUGUCGCUCGUCCAUUCAUAAUACGGAAAGUAGCUGCACAACUAGGUCGAAAAUUAGGAAAGCAGACUCGCUGUAGCAACAUUAUCAACGAUGAAGAAGUUAAGCUGGGGUCCAAAUGCUGCCUCUAUUCCAAGCAAUCUAUUUUGCUUGUCCAUCAACUUAUCACUUCAGGCCAAUUCAAUGGUAUAACUUGGAUGGAUUCUUAUUACGUCUACCAUAGUGUAAUGGUUAUUUCCUUGGAUUUCCUAGGCAAAGAUGAGCCAUAUAGUAACGAAGAUAUGUCUCUUAAAAAGGCUGUCUUUGAUAUAAAAAAUGCCAUGGACAACAUUCGUCUCUGUCCACUCUUCGCCAUGCUCACACAGGUCGCCUUUCAAUUAGCUCAAAUUGGAGACCUCAUCGAUAAUCACACAUCUAAUGCACAACCUCAACAAAUCGACAGCAGGCAUCUACAAUCAAAUGUUCAAGCAGCAUCCGGUAUCGAUUUCUCUCUUGAAGACUCUCGGCAGCAAACCGAUAUGGGUGAUAUCAUCGAAUAUAUUUUAAAAGGGAAUCAUAUGCAUAUCCCAUGGAAAAUUGGACCGGAUGGUUUUGCUCCUACUCCCGAAGUUUUAGCAGAACCGAUGAUGGACCAAUACAUGAACAGUAUUAUACCUGUUAUGGAUGAACAUACCGUCGCCACGACUAUGCAGGGACAGAUUCAACCACAACAAACAUACGUGAAUUGGCAAACAGGUGGAUAUGGCGUUUUGUCUGCACAUGCUCAAUAUGGAAAUCCAACACCAAGUCCAACGCAUGUCAGUGUCAAUGGAAAUGGCCACGUUCAAGCACAAUACGCAGCUCAGACCGUUCCAUCACUUCUCCAUGCUAAUACUAAUAUUCACACUCACACUCACACUCACCCAUACCCACAGUAUGGAAAUCAAACAACAAAUCCUUCGCGCGUCAAUACUUUAAAUGUGAAUACUCUUGCUCAAAACCAAUAUGCAAAUCCCACCCAGCAGGGUCUAUCGCUUACGAAUGCUGGUGCUCAUGGGCUUAAUUAUGAUAUUCAGAGGAAUGGUUAAUGAAUGCUUUAUGAGUGAGGGUUUGUGGAUUUUAUUUGGUGGGUUUGAUGGUUUAUGGUUUGAUGGUUUAUGGUUCAUGGUUGAUGGUUCAUAAUUGAUGGUUCAUGAUUUUGAUAGGUUUGAUGAUUGAUUAAUGGGUUAAUGGGUUAAUACCUAAUAAACUUAUGCUUUUGUGUACAUAAUAUACUUAUCUGGUUUGGUUGGCUUAUGAAUAUAAAUAUAAGUAUGGGUAAUAUUAAUAUGAUUACUUCGAUUGGGAGUUGCUGGUUAGAAAUGGAUUUGAAACUUAAAGAUCGAGAUGGGAGGGCAGUUGAGAGUCGGGAGUAGGAGUAUGGAAUAGAAAUAGAAAGAGAAAUGAGGAGAGAGAGAUGGGGAAUAAGGAAUUAGAAAAAACU
Sclerotinia trifoliorum is the source of this 3658-nucleotide messenger RNA. The record is from the annotation of a GenBank genome assembly. Lineage: Eukaryota; Fungi; Ascomycota; Leotiomycetes; Helotiales; Sclerotiniaceae.